Molecule: messenger RNA, 625 nt
Organism: Asparagus officinalis (garden asparagus)
Lineage: Eukaryota; Viridiplantae; Streptophyta; Magnoliopsida; Asparagales; Asparagaceae
Exons: 2
Coding region: 43-396 (117 amino acids)
Source: RefSeq, a predicted model, not a curated record
ACACAACGGUUAGCUAUAAAAACAACAACAGAGCUCUUCAAAAUGUUGGUCUCUCCUCCUUUUUUAUUUUUUCCUUUUUGCUCUCUGGCUUCGCUUAUUAAGAGGAUAAGCAUAUUUCAUAUGGACUCAAUGACAAUGGACAAAGCAGCUUCUGAUGAACUUGCUCGCGACUCCCUCAUAGCGCUCUCUCAGUCUACUCCAGAGGAAAUCCUCAGUUCUAACUCAUCAUUCGCCUUUGUAGACGAUGCCAAUCUAACCGAAGCAAAUGACUGUAAUGGAGCAGAAGAUCAUAGAUCAGAGUUGAUAUCACUUUCUUACAUACAAUCUCCAGACUGUCAACCGCCGCAGCCUAAAGCAAAUGACUGUAAUGGAGCAGAAGAUCAUAGAUCAGAGUAGAUAUCACUUUCUUACAUACAAUCUCCAAACUGUCAACCGCCGCAGCCUUGAGCACGAUAAAGAACAUGAAUAAUUUUGAACAAUUUGAGACGUUAGUCUUAUUUGUUAGAGAUAUGAUUGUAAUUUUUACGAGACCAUAAUAUAUUCAAGAAGUCUUUUUGCUAAAUAUAUGUUUAUCAGAGGCUUCUGCAUGAUAUUUGGAGAACAGAACCCAUAUAUCUCAUCUUCA